AUGUAUAGCGCGGACAAGAUAGCACUAUAUCUCUUCUUGCUGGAGCGCGUUCACAUCGUACGAGCUCCCUUUGUGGAUCGCACAAGGGAUAUGCUGUAUGUCUUCGGAGGAAUCUUCGUCACGGGUGGUUUCCUCGCGAUCAUGGGAUGGCAGUUUGUCAACCCAAUGGCUAUCUUGAACCACCAGACAGGCGAAUGCAGGAUAGGCAUCGAGCGGCCGGCUACGAUCGCGAUCAUCGUGCUGGACAUCCUGAUGAACACUGUCCUCACAGGAAUCUUCGUAUGGCAGCUUCGACCAGCACUGGGCUCAGCGGCACCUAGGAUAUUCAGUCUCGCAAGCGACACUGCUGUCUGUCUCGGUAUGCUUGUCACCCAAUGGCUGACAAUGCGUUCGGCUGAUCCGGAGAUAUCGCCACCGGUAUCUCGAGCUUCUCUUGUGGACGAACGUACCGAUUCCGAGGUGUCAUUUGUCAACGAGAAGCCUGUGCCUAUCAGCCGCGUGCUGGAUAAGGUACGCUUCAAUCUCCGUUGA
Messenger RNA from Alternaria hordeiaustralica, 531 nucleotides. RefSeq lists its product as uncharacterized. The transcript has 3 exons. Bases 1 to 531 code for a protein of 176 amino acids. The record is from RefSeq and is a predicted model, not a curated record. Lineage: Eukaryota; Fungi; Ascomycota; Dothideomycetes; Pleosporales; Pleosporaceae.